GGGAAACCUGUCGACCGAACAUUCCCCCGAUAGCAGCUUCCGGCAUUGGGACGGCUUCCGGGUUAGUCCAGAGGGUUACAAUGUGGGAAGGGGCUUCCUCCUCAUUGUUGCCCUGUAGCGUGUGCCAGCAGCAGUAAGCAUCUACCGCCCCUCCCCUUCUCGGCCUGUUUCCGAGUUCGUCCCUUACUCACUCACUCUGACUGUAAACUCACAGCUCCCGGCUGGGAGCUGUCGAAGAGCUUCAAGCGCUCGACGAUGCAAGGAGGGGACGUGACAGUUUCAGCUUCUGCCUCCAUGAAAGUGCCUGAACCUGAUGUGAAAGCAGAAGCGCCUGUGCACAAACUGUUGGGAAGGGGAAAGGGCUGGCAAUACAGUGAUCACAUGGAGAAUGUACAUGGAUAUUUGAUGAAAUAUACUAACCUUGUCACAGGCUGGCAGUAUCGAUUCUUUGUUUUAAAUAAUGAAGCUGGACUACUAGAAUAUUUUGUGAAUGAGCAAUCCAGAAAUCAGAAGCCAAGAGGCACUUUGCAGCUAGCAGGGGCAGUCAUCUCACCAAGUGAUGAAGACUCUCACACCUUCACAGUCAAUGCUGCUAUCGGAGAGCAGUACAAACUAAGAGCCACUGAUGCAAAGGAACGUCAACACUGGGUUAGCAGACUUCAGAUAUGUACUCAACACCAUACAGAGGCUAUUGGAAAGAAUAAUCCACCUUUGAAAUCUCGAAGUUUUUCCCUGGCUUCUCAGGGAAACAGUUCUCCAGGUGUGCAGAGAAGAGCAAGUCAAAAUGCGGCUGCUUUCUUUGGUGUAACUCAUCACAAGGCACUGGGGCUUUCAAAGAGAUCCCAUACUCUGCAACCAGAUCAUUUGGUGGAUGUUCGUGAGAUGAUGAACCAGGCCGAAGGACAACAUAAGGAUCUGGUGCGAAUCAUUGAAGGAUUGCCUCCCUUUGGAGAAAAAAUAUCAGCACUGGACCAAGACCUGCUUAUGCUCAAAGCCACCACAAUGGCAACAAUGAACUGUUUGAAUGAUUGCUUUCAUAUUCUCCAGCUCCAGCAGGCAGCCUGCCAGAGGAGUUCCUUUGCUGCAGGGGCAACAAUUGAGUGGUUGGAACCUAAAUUGCCGCUAUCAGAUCAUCUUAAGAAUGGAAAGGCACGGCAGUCGUCAGUUGAGAAAGAUCAAACAAAAGCGGCUAGUGGAGUACAGCCUGUUCCUGAACCCUGCCAAUCAACACGGAAAUGCCCUUGUAUACUUUUUCAUCAUUUUGGGGAGAAGUGGAGUGACCAGUUGAAACAUGAUGAGCCAGGGUUACAAGAGAAUGCAUUAGGCAAUAAGAAAGCUGUAACUUGUCCUGUGGUACUUCAUUGCAAUUUUUCUAAGGAACCUGAGAAAAUAAAUCCAGAUGAAGAGAUAGAAGAUGCCUUUGAAAACAAUGAGGAGGAUGAUCUUGGAGUUGUAGAAGAGCAACGUAGUGUUAUAUUGCACUUACUGUCUCAGCUGAAGCUUGGUAUGGAUUUGACACGAGUAGUGCUUCCAACCUUCAUACUGGAAAAACGUUCAUUACUGGAGAUGUAUGCAGAUUUUAUGUCCCAUCCAGACCUGUUCAUUGCUGUUACAGAUGGUGCUACCCCUGAAGAGAGGAUGAUCCGCUUUGUUGAGUAUUACCUUACCUCAUUCCACGAAGGCCGCAAAGGAGCCAUUGCUAAGAAACCGUACAAUCCAAUUAUUGGUGAAACAUUUCAAUGUUCAUGGAAUGUACCAAAAAACACAAUAAACAAUAAAUCAUCCAGUACCUCAUCACAGAGUUGUCAGCAAAUGACAAAAUGUUCUGAUGGGACAGAAGGAAGAGGCCAAUCAGACUAUCAUUUAAGAUUUGUGGCAGAGCAGGUGUCUCACCAUCCACCUGUUUCAGGAUUUUAUGUAGAGUGUGAAGAGAAAAACAUGUGUGCAAAUACGCAUGUAUGGACAAAAAGCAAGUUUAUGGGCAUGUCUAUUGGAGUUGUAAUGAUUGGAGAAGCAUCCUUUACAUUCUGUAGGAUCAGCCAAGUUGUCUUUGAGAAAAUCAUAAGGACCCAAUCUCUCUCAGAUACGUUUGAUGUUUGUACAGUAUCCAUCGACUGUGCUAUGUAAACAAUCCUCCCUAAGAUGGUUCAGUUCUAUUAACCACUGCUCAACAGAACUAUGUCUACCACUGCAGUUUGGAGUUUUUGUAUUAUGUAAAUUCUUGAAGAAACAAGAAGCAUUGCACUUUCAUCUACGUAGUUUACAAAAAGACAUAAUUUCCUAAGGCAUUAAUCAUUUUGAAAUUUGAACAUUCUGAAUUCCAUAGUUAACAUUGAGAUGCAGGAAUUUUAUCUUUGUUAGCAUUUCCUCUACUCUAAUUUGUUGUUUGUACCUGAAGUUAGCUGCCAUUACUAUAUAGCAAACUGCAGGUAUAAAGAUGAUCACUCAGGAAAGGAUUUACAAAAACAACCAACUCCAGAAUAUUGACUUAGUCAGUAUGUUAACUUUAUAAUGUAACUGCAGAGCUUGAAUUUCCUCACCAUUACUUCAGCAUUGUGUGAUUAUGCUUAAUGUGUUUGAUUUUUGGUGUCAGAUGGUGAAACGUACUUCAAUGGCAUAUUAUUGGCAAGCCAGGCUCUUAUCAGGACUUGUGUUUGAGUCUCUAGGCUACAGUAGAUCUCAAGCAUCUUUUAGCUUAUGUUUGGUGCUGCAAUUCUUUCUACAAGUUUCUGUUUUCAUUUAUAGCAAUUAAUUCAACUGCUAAGGCAUUGUUCUCAGUUUGAUUAGGCCCUGAAAAUUGAAUACUGGGUUCGAGAACAUUCUUAGGUAUUAUGCCACUAUUUCACAAUUUUGCAGAGGCAUUCCUUUCUCAUUAUUUCUGUAACCUGCAAAAGGGCAAGUAGAGUUGAAACUGUCUUAAUAAACAAAUAUAAUCCAGGUCAGACAAUAUGUGCAGAGAUUUUACAAGGUGUUUAGAAUGCAUGCAUUCCACUGGCAAGCAAUCCUAUUAUUGACUGUCAGGUGCAACUCGAGCUUAAGGACUUGCAGUCUCUCUGAGGACAGAAAUUCCGUAUUACUAAUUGUGAAAUAGUACAUAAUAUGAACUGCCACUCUGUCAAAGGUACAGCAGCCUGUAACAUACCAAAGAUGGUCAUGAAGGUACCCUAGUGCCUAAUAAAUCUUAUUAAUAUUUGGUCGAGUUCAUUUCAGUUGAUAGUUGGUUGUUUUCGGCAGCCUGGAUUUAGAAGUGUAGUGUAUAACAUAUUAAAUAGUUUAUUGGAAUGGUGUCUGGCCUGAGAUGAGGGCUGAUCAGCUGUAAAACAAGUGCCCACAACAAAGCUCAAAGUGACAAUGGAACUGCAACUCUUUUCUGAGAGGGAAGUGGAGGGUGAGCUUUUCUCAAGUGAGGAACAAGCAUGACAGCUGUAUUUAAGUUUUUAUAAAUGUAAUUGUAAACAAAAUAGGGGAAAAGUAUGAGCACACAACAUUUAAAGAUAAAUAGAUGCAAAAAUCUUGUGAAACUUUGCAACUUUGGUUUUCUGUAGAAUGUAAUAUUGAAACUGAUUUCUGUCAAUAUGAGUACUUAUCUAGGAGAAUUUCCUUUUAUAUAUGCAAGAGUCAUGGUUAUAUAAUGCAGCUCAGGAGCCUGUUAGACAUGCAUUUAGUUGCAUAUAAUGCAAAUCUGCACUCUUGAUGACAAUGAAUAGCCAAAUAGUAAGUCGUCGUGCUGUUGGUUGAUUUUUCCAUGUUUUCAAAGGCUCCUGUAACAAUAUGGCCAUUCCCAAUUUGUGCUAACAGAAUUUAAUCCUCUCCAAGAAAAUACUUUUCUUAUUAAUUACCUCAGCAAAGAUAGGCUGUCUGUACAUUUGAGUAUGUUGAUGCUAAAUGAACUUGGUUCUAGUCUUAAAAAACAAACACGAAAGAACUGUGGAUGUUGAAAAUCUGAAGCAAAAUUAAAAAUUGCUGGAAAAUUUCAGCAGGUCCGGCAACAUCUAUGGACCGAAAUCAGGGUUAAUGUACUGGGUCCAGUGACCCUCCUUCAGAACACCGGUUCUAUUGAAAAGGUUCUACUUUGCAUGGAAAGACAAAGUGCAAAUCUGGAUUCUUGCAUCAUGUAGAACUAGGGUUUCCAAACAAAGAGUAACAGUGACUUAUUUAGUUUUAUCUGCUACCAAUUUCAAUCAAGAAUCUUCCAUGAAACAAGAGUUCUGACACACAUUGCAUUUUGAGUCAAAUAUAUUUACGUUUUUAAAAAGUCACCUUAGCAUCUAUAGUCAUCUAUCUGAAAAUAGUGAUUACACCAAAUUUGUCUUGUCUAGCUUGGAGUCAAGACUGCUUUCUGAUUUAGAAGAUUUGAUCUAAUUGCAUAUACUUAGCCUCAAACUAAAACCCUGUCCCACUAAGUGACACAUCAAGUUGGCCUCCUAUGGUAUGUGGCAGAUACCAGAAUGAAUAUUUACCCAUGAGGUUAUCUUUCAUUCUUUGUAGUUUCCACUAUGUACUAAGGAUCAACUGAUUCAGACCCUCAAAUCACAUUUCUUUGAAGGGUAUUAAGAUCCAUGUAUACGCCUAAAUGUAUAUGUGUUUACAAUUUCUUUGUUCUGCUCCCUCUGGUUGAGAGCUACAAAGUAGCCCAGGGAGGUGCCUUUAUAUGGCGCAAGAAGGGAAGAUCAUAUGAUGUCAAAACUAUCUUAAAGGGCCCUUGUGAUUUUCCUUGUUGACAACCUGGGCUGAUCCUGUGGUAUGGCGGAUGCAUCCUUUUG
Messenger RNA from Stegostoma tigrinum, 4763 nucleotides. It is a transcript of the gene osbpl11, whose product is annotated as oxysterol binding protein-like 11. The coding region runs from base 256 to 2127 and encodes 623 amino acids. The transcript is spliced from 11 exons. Gene Ontology annotation, cellular component: membrane; cytosol; intracellular membrane-bounded organelle. The record is from RefSeq and is a predicted model, not a curated record. NCBI's taxonomy places the organism in Eukaryota, Metazoa, Chordata, Chondrichthyes, Orectolobiformes, Stegostomatidae. Gene Ontology annotation, molecular function: sterol binding.